AAAAAAAAGUGUCAUAACGAACGGACUCGACACCCAUUCCCCGACUGGAAAGGAAGAUGUCAGCGAUGGAGGUCGAUCCACAGGAAGAAGAGGUCGAGGUACCUUCCUCAAGCACAUCCAAAGCCGACAAGAAGAGAUUCGAAGUGAAAAAGUGGAAUGCAGUAGCUUUAUGGGCAUGGGACAUUGUCGUAGACAACUGUGCCAUUUGUCGUAAUCAUAUCAUGGAUUUAUGUAUUGAAUGCCAGGCAAAUCAAGCCUCUGUUACAUCAGAAGAGUGCACUGUUGCCUGGGGGGUGUGUAAUCAUGCAUUUCACUUCCAUUGCAUUUCGAGGUGGCUGAAAACACGUCAAGUAUGUCCACUAGAUAACCGAGAAUGGGAAUUCCAGAAGUAUGGCCAUUAAGCAGAACCAGGUGUUAGAAGAAAUCGCAUUACUAUUUUGCCCGGAUCUUGUCACAGCUCAUCUAUUACUGAGGUUCCUUCUACUUAGUGUGCUCUCACUAUAGAUUUCAAUUUUUUGUUUUUCAUGUGUUUGAUCUGCCUAUAAAUAAAAGUUGAAUUAAGUAUUUUAUA
Molecule: messenger RNA, 571 nt
Organism: Macrobrachium nipponense
Lineage: Eukaryota; Metazoa; Arthropoda; Malacostraca; Decapoda; Palaemonidae
Gene: Roc1a
Product: RING-box protein 1A
Exons: 5
Coding region: 57-401 (114 amino acids)
Biological process (GO): protein ubiquitination; ubiquitin-dependent protein catabolic process
Cellular component (GO): cullin-RING ubiquitin ligase complex; nucleus
Molecular function (GO): zinc ion binding; cullin family protein binding; ubiquitin protein ligase activity
Source: RefSeq, a predicted model, not a curated record